This is a messenger RNA of Aureobasidium pullulans EXF-150, 1397 nucleotides long. RefSeq lists its product as uncharacterized. The annotation marks the transcript as partial. The record is from RefSeq and is a predicted model, not a curated record. The transcript has a single exon. Lineage: Eukaryota; Fungi; Ascomycota; Dothideomycetes; Dothideales; Saccotheciaceae.
CGAGCGACACAACACCUGGCGAGAAUGAGCGGAUAUUCUGACCAACUUAGAGCGACCCCUGGGCCAAACGUCAUCAAGGGCGUCCUAGAAGAGUACCUCGGCGAAGACGUCGACAAUGACAAUUGGAGAGAUGCGAUCCAAACAGCCACAAUACUCAUGCCUGAGUUCUUCGGAACACAUCUCAAUGGGCAUCCAGAGCUCCUAUUCCUGGCUUCCGAGAAGAUACAGACUGUACUCAGAGAGAUAUACACUGAGCGAGAUUGGGAGCCACUGCGCGACCAAGUCAACAACCUAGUCGAUAAGAUGCAAGGAAUCGACACCAUGAUUUGUCUGAACCUGGGCAACUUCUUCGGCAUCAUCAACGAGCACGUCCAAAAUACCUGGGUGAUACAAUACGCAAUAUUCAUCUUCAUGUGGCAGAAGGUCAACGAAAGAAGAGAGGCAGAGUGCUCAGAGAAAGGAUGGAAGUUCGAACCGAUCAAGAAAUACUUCCAAGACCCUAGUUUUGACAUGAGGACCAAGUAUUUGCUGCAAGAAAUACAUCGCGAAUCAGAUCAAUGGCCAAACAUCAUCCUAGGGCACCACGAGGCUGACCGCAUGAUUAAGGAUAACACUUUCGUGUAUGCUGUUCACCUGCCCGCAAGAGCUUCCGUGGACGUAUUGAGAUUAGGUCCACGCAUCGCCGUCACCAACAGCUCUUGGUCCAAAAUCGAUGGUUGGGAGCGCGGUAUGGCGGAAAUGUUCAUCGAGCAAACACUCCUUACUCAAAACCCAGAGGUAUCGGCCCAGUUGCGCCUUUUGGUAGGCGUUCAUCAGGAUGUGAAGAGGCUGUACGAUGAGGAGCCUGUUGCUCCGAUUCCGGAGGAAGAUCAUCGUUUCUUCGCGACAUCAAUCUAUGUGCGCAGAGAAGAGUUGGAGGGUAUUAAGUUACCUGUGACUCCCACUCCGCCUGGUGAGCCUGUACGUGUGCCUACACCUUCUUCGAGGACUAAGCUUUGGACGGAAAGGUUGCUGAGGAAGGCACCCCGUUGAUGUUGGCAAAGGAAGGAUUCUCGUGCGUGGCGGUUGCGAGUUGCUGAGGAUCGAUGGUGUUCAUAUUGCCUGACGGGCUACUUGGCGAACGCACAGGCAGACAAACAAGUAGAGUCGCUUCUUUCUAGGUAGUGCCUGCUGUCUCGUUCGUUGCAAGGAGGUGCUCAUUCGACCUCGCCGGUGCACGGAUUGUGCUGUCAUUGUAUCAGGGCAAGCCGUGUUCAUCGAGUAAAGAAAAGACAAACAAAGAAAUGUAGUUCCUUGUCGUCAAUAUUGGAUUCCAGAAGAGCUUCAAUAGCUCGAAUCGUCAAAGAUUCCCUGCCUGUUGGCUUGCUAGCAUCGUCUAGCAUCCAGAACUAGCAAUC